AUGGGCGUUGGUAGUAGCGUGGCUCGCCAGGAGCAUGAUCAACAGGGGAAUCCUGAUGCUACUAAUACCACCACUCCUACAAGUCACAACGAUGAUGAUACCAAUACCACCACUACAACCACACGACACAAGGAGAAACGAACGGGCAGCAUGAAUUUGAGGUCCUAUUCCAAGUUAUCAAACAUCACGGAAAAAAUGGUGGAAACACAUCGAUACACCCAACGACUUGUCGUGACGUGCCCGGGGUGUGAACCUCAUUGGCAGGACGACCAUCCCGAAGUGGUAAUGCUGUUGGCCCAAUUGGGUCAAUUGCCCGCCUUGGAAGAAUUGGUCUUGAACUGUGUUGGAUUGCUCGAAGUGGCAUUCCCCAUCUCUCUAUUGACGGUGAUUCUCGAGGCGUGUUCGAAUCUCCAGUCAUUACAAUUGGACGAUGUGGCAUGCUGUGUUAGUAGUGGCCAUCCCAAUGAUGAAGUACUGGCAUUGGCUCGUGCAAUCUCCAAACAAGCCACCACAGGAUCCUUGCGAGAAUUUCGAUUCUAUGGAGGCAUUUCCAACAUUCACGAUCCCAACAACACGGAUCUGUUGGAUCCGCUCUGGAAGGCACUCGCCAAUCUGCAAUCUGUAAACUUGGAAGCGGUCGAAGAUGGACUUUUGGGGGGAAUCGCUCCAUCCACCUUGCAAUGUCUGGCACAAUCCACUACACUGGAAAAACUGCAUCUCCGUGGAUUUGUUCUAAAUGACACUUGUCUCAAACACUUGGGCUUGGGCCUGAACAGCAGUAGCACUGUCCUGACGGACUUGUCGCUCGAUCUCCUCGCUGGUGGUUCCCUGCAGCUUGCCCAAGCCUUGGGAGCCACAACCACGUUGCAACGACUUCAUCUCACAUUGACAUACUCGUGGACAAAUACAGCCUUUCUAAAAGCACUCGCCAAGGCUUUGUCGCAUAAUCGUGGCUCGCUUCUUGCCAUCAAAAUUGGAACCUGUGCUGUCUUUGACGAUUCCACGGCAGCCGCUUUUGUGGAAAUGCUGCAACACCACAAUCAUGUCUUACAAGAAUUGCAGUUAGGCAGAUACAGGGGAAUUUGGAAACCUCACUUGGAGUACUAUCUCAAACUCAAUCAGCAAAAACGAGGGUACUUUCACUCCAACUUUACCAGGUUGACCAAACACCAGUGGAUCGAAGAUGGAUUGAUCCCCGUGAGAGAUGAUCUAGAGGGCAUCUUUUACUUUUUGCAAAUGAAUCCCAUCUUGUUGAGUGGGUGA
Molecule: messenger RNA, 1263 nt
Organism: Seminavis robusta
Lineage: Eukaryota; Bacillariophyta; Bacillariophyceae; Naviculales; Naviculaceae
Source: the annotation of a GenBank genome assembly